GUAUGGGCUGCUUUAAACUUUAUUUAAUUUAGGAUGUAUCAAUUUUAUUAAAAGUACUCAGUGUUUUGGAUUUACUUUAUAUACAUUGUUAGUUAUCAUAGGCAGUAAACUGUGUUUUUAUGGCAUGUGUUUGAAAUUGAAAAAUGCCGUUAUUGUAAGUUAUAACGUUAGAACAUUUUUUUUGUUGAGCACUGUUGCAGACAGUUUUCUCAAGUUGGCCCCAGAUCAGCAGUCUGAAGCUGUGAAGCUUAUCCAAGGUCUUCAGUCAGUUCUAGUCAACCAGUUACCUAUUGAUAAUGAUUCUCAAGACAUCUCUAUGUUGGAAAAAAAACAGAUAGGGGAGCAUAUCAGCAGUCUUCUUUUUCAGAAAUUAAAUGGUUCUUUUGUUGCGAGUUCUGAUUCAUCUACAUGUGAUAAUAAUGCCUUUAGUCAAGAGGUCAAGGCUGAUAACAGAACUUCUGAAGAACUUUGCCUCGGACCCUCUGCCAUGUCUCCAAAGUUUGUUACUGAGCUACAUAAAUUCUUAAACACAAGGACUUUUGAAGUACAAGAUCAUUCAGACAUUACUGAGAAAACAAACAAACCUCCAGAAGAGGAAAUUAGAGAAAAAUGUGAUAUUAUGCAGUUUGCAAUUGAGGCAAAGAAUUCCAGUGUCUUACACAUCAAUUCAUCAGACUUUAAUAGUCUUUUAACAAAGAACAUUGAGAUUUCUGAAUCACAAACACAACUUCAGGGGCAGAAUGUUUCAUCUAGCUUUAGCUCUUUAGGAGCUGAUACCUCAGAAAUCUCUCAAGCAAAAAAUAUGCCAUUAAUCCACGUUUGUGACGUUGGUUUUGCCAAUACAAAAUGUAGCAAAUGCAACGUAGAAGAAUUAGCCUUAUUCCAAAGCCCCAAUAAUAACUCCAGACAGCAUUGUAGUCAAAAGGCUAGUCUAAUAAAAGGUUAUGAAGAAACAGUCACACCAUUAGCAAAGUCUUUAUGUGUGUCUGAAAGGCCUAUUAAUUUUUCAGAAGAGAAAAAAAUCCUUCCUAUAGAAAAGAACUGUGUUAAUGCAAAAGUAAAAAUUACAAGUGAAUCACCUAGGAAUAACAAAGAUUCUGCCAAAAACAUAAAGGUGUCAAAAAAUGUUAAUUUAAAUGUUGAAGAUUCUCAAAAAGUAGUAAAAUGCAAGCCGAAAAAGACAAAAACUAAGUUGAGUUCAAACAUUCCAGAAAGUGUAAAAACUAUAGAAAAACAUAAUAGCAAAAAGGAUAAAACUGUACUGACAGUUUCUAGUAGAGGCCGGCCCGUUAGACAAAGAUUGUACUGCAUAGGUGAAUUGUUUUCAGAUGAUGAAAAAUUUAAUGUAGGUCGAUCAAAUUCUUCUGAGAAAAUUACUUUAAAGUACAAAAAAUGCCCACAAGUUUUGACUAGACACAAGUUAGUGAAGCAGAAGUGUCGCAGAAAGACUGUGAUCAUUUCUGAAAAAAAACUGAUAGUAUCUUGCAGGUUGUGUAAAAAGAGUUUUGACAACCUUGACAGCUUAAAAUUCCACGAGUGCAAGCCUAACUCAAUACCAGAAAAUAGCAGAGUUUUAAACUGUGAAUUGUGUGGUCUUCAGUUUUCUCAUCAACAACAUCUUCAGAAACAUAUACAAGGUCAUGAACGUAAUAACUGUAGGAUUUGUAAUGCUAAGUUUACGAAAAAAAAAAUCCUCUGCAAACACAUGAGAACUACCCACAAAAUUGCUGAACCUGAAAAGCUCUAUGAAUGUCCAUUUUGUGAGCGCCAUUUUUUUAAACGACCUUCACUUCUUUCACAUUUAAAGGAACAUGCAAAUGGAAAAAUAGUUUGUAAAAAGUGUGGUGAAAUGUGUGAAAAUGAAGAAUCUUACAGUUGGCACAUGGAAAAGCAUUUGGAAGAGUACAAGUUUCAUUGCAGUCAGUGCAAUGAAAGCUUUGCAAGACGUCAACAGUAUGAGAAACACAUGUUGGGUCAUGAGAAACAUGGUUGUACUAUCUGUGGAAGUAACUUCUCAACAAAGAAAUACCUUAUUAAACAUCACCAGGUUGUUCAUAAUAUUCAUGUGAAAGAGGAAAAAAAACAUAUCUGUACAACUUGUAAUAAAAGAUUUCACAGACCAACUCUACUCAAAAUACAUCAGCGAGUCCACACAGGUGAAAAGCCUAACAAGUGUUCAGAAUGUGACAAAAAUUUCCGCACAGCUAAGGCAUUAUCAAUCCACAUGAAAACAGCUAGUCAUUUAAAAAUUGCUGGUAAAAUUAAUGUAGAGAAAGUGCAGUUAGAGAAGCCAUAUCUUUGUGCUCAAUGUGGAGCAAAGUUUUGCGCUAGACAAGGACUGCAGCGUCAUAUGCAGCAGCUACAUUGUGAUCUUAGACCUUUUGAAUGUCCAUAUUGUGACUAUAAAUGUAAAUGUAAAACGAACUUGAAACGCCAUAUAGAAUUCCAUACUGAUAAAAGAAGAUUUGUAUGCGAGUUUUGUGGAGCUUCUUUUCAUGCAUUUGCAACUUUGAAAGAGCACAAUGCAUAUGUUCAUUCUGAUGUAAGAGACUAUGUAUGUGAACAGUGUGGAAAGGGAUUUAAAGGCAGGAGUGGUUUAAAAAGACAUAUGAGAAUUCACAGUGAUGCCAGACCAUACCUUUGCUUCUGUGGUCAGUCGUACAAACGAAUGUCGCAUCUGAAGAGACACAUGAUUUCUUCUCAUCACAUGCAGUUUAAAAGCAAAAGAGUGAAAAAAAUUUAUUCUGAAGAUUGUUCUGAUGGGGAAACCAAUCUUAGUUCCCAUGAGCUGUCAGAACUUGCAGGAAUUUCAGAGGGGGACCUGAAUGAAACUUGUGAAGGUUUAACUGUGGUUUUGACAAACACUGGUGGUUUGGCUCUGACACAGUUACCGUGGGAAUUGGAUGACUACAUUCUUCUCAAAGUACCAACUCCUCAGGAGAACUUUGAAGUAUCCUCUUCACUGCCAGAUACUGAUUCCAAGUGUGUAGCUUCUACAUAUUCAAAACAGUUUUCUACAGUACUGUCAUCUCCUCUGGUGUCUCUGAUACAGAAUCAAGGACAACCAACUCAUACAUUGAAUGUUUCUGAUGCUGAUAAUAAUUUAACAAGGCCAGAACAACCUACCCUUUCAUCCACUUGCUUUGAAUUGCCAAUUAUACAGGCAUCAUCACAGCAUUCUUCAUUGGUUUUAUCUUCAGGUGCAGAGUCACAUUUUGUUCCUCCUUCAGCUUAUUCAUUGAUUUCUAACCCUACUGUCAAUGAUACCAACUCUUUAGUUACUCUGUCAGUCACAGAAGAUGUCUCUCCCAGUUCUCUCACAGGUUUCACAUUUAGCCAUUCCAGUCCUCAUAAUCCUACUUCCAAAGUUCAUGACAGUCCUCUGCUUUCUCUUCUCUCUAAGGAAGAUGGAAAAACUUAUGAUUUUCAUUUGUAUGAUAAGCUAGAAUCAGGAUUGUUGACUAAUCGUCAAUUGUCUGAUUUAUCUCAACGCCUCCUUCCAGUUGGUUCUCAUCAAGAUACAGAAAACACAACCAUUGUGUGGACAACACUUUCAGACCAGACAAACCCUGACACAACACCAGUAUUAGAUGUUGAUCAUUGUAAAGACAAUUCAGUUAGUUCUGAUGUACUCAAACUGUGUUCUUCCCAACUUCCACAGGUAACUUCCAACCUCUUCAGCUGUGCUAUCCCAACCGUUUCAGAGCAUCAGAUUAGUCCAGAAUUGUCAACACAACAAGAUAUUGUUAGUUUUGACACAGGAGUUCACCAGUUUGUCUCCAUGUGAAGUUUCUAGUAGAUGUUUCAUCAGAUAUAUGACUGAAAAGUGAAAUAAAAUGGAGGAAUUUUAAAUUAAAUUUUUUUGGUUUAGUGUUUUCAGUGAAUCUACAUUGAUGGUGAUAAUUUGUAUAGUUUAUGAAUUCAUCAUAACUGCCUUGUUUCUCAGACUUAUAAAGGAAGGGUAUACUCUUUUAGUUCAAUUCCUUCAUAUGUAGCAAUAUCAAAUUAUACUUUAAAUAUUCUAGUUUAUUAUCUGUUGAAAUGUUAAUAUAGAUUUACUGUAUGAAAUUAUGAUGUUUUGUUUUAGGAGAACAAGAGAAUUUCUUAUGGACUUGAAAUUGAUGAAAAACAGUUUAUGCAUUCUAUAUAGUAAUUAUUUGUACAGAACAAGAUCUUUCAAAUUUUCUGCUUUCACUGAUUUUAAGUGGUAAGAAGAGAUCCACGUACAUGAUAUAUCAUGACUGUUCACAGAGUUUUACUCUUUAAAUGUCCUCCCUUUAAAAUAUAUUAUCAUCAUUGGUAUCCCAAUGAGUUAUUUGUUUCAAAUGUUCUCUUACAAAAGACGUUCAUACACUGUUAUUGUGCUUGUCCAUUGGUGCUGAAAGUGUUGUUGUCUGUGCAUAAUGAAUAUCAGUCUUGUAGGGAAAAACAUUAACAAUAUUGUGAAAGAGUGAUGAUGGAAUAUGAAGACUGGAUGUGACUGAGACUCUUUGGUGUAAUUGGUGCUCUCUGUUAUUAUAUCUAGGCUUAGUAUGGAUAAUUAUUUUAUUACAGUUACUUGUACAAUGGGAGAUCUGCUCUUGGUGUUUUUAGAUUAUUGAGGUAAUAGGAAAGGAAAGUACCGCAUUGGCCCGAUUAUAGGGCGAUCUUGAAUAUAAGGCAACCCCCAUUUUUAGAAACCAUGGAAAAGAAAAAAUAAUUGAGUGUCAUAACGUCCUUUUUGUAGGUCCACAAAAUCAAUACUAUAACUGAACAGCUUGCAGGUGGAUUAGUUGCAAGAACUAGCAAUGAUCUUAAUUGAACAUCUGAUGCGCAUGCGUAGACGGAUACUAUCUGGACAUUCAGGAAUGCGACAGGUUAGAUCAGGGGGAAGGGGCCUGUAGUCGGGUGCGAUUAUAAGGGGACUACGAAUUUUACAACCUAAUUAUUAACCAAAAACCAUCACCUUUUAAUUGGGCCAAUAUGGUAUUUUAACCAAGUGUUAUGAAGAACCUUUUUCUUGAUCAUUAAUUAGCUAUUAUUUUGUUUUUAUCGCUAGUUGAUUGUAGGUCACUAAGAGUGCUUACUACAUAGGUUGUAUCAUGUGAGCAUACACACUUAACACAAGUCUCUAAGUGUAAGGUUAGGAGAAACACUUGUAGAUGAGUGGACUGCAAUGGUGUAAAAAAAUGUUUUUUUUUCACUUUUCUAGAAAGUAAUGUUUUCACUCUUUAGCCGACUUUAACACUACUGUUUUGACUAUAAUUUCAUUUAACCUUAUGCACAUGGGUAAGGGUCAAAGUGCACAUUCCAUGACCUUUCAACAUGGUUUUUGACAUCAGAGUUAUCAACCAUUCAAUUUACCCUACAUUACUGAUUUAGUAACAGUUCAUGGUAGAAGAGAGUAUAUACCACAUACAAUAUACAGGGUAAGUAAAAGAAAAACCUGUAGAUAUACAUUUCAGGGGUUUAUAGAGGUUAUGCAACUUUAAUACGUAAACUGUAUAAUGGACAAAAUUAUUUUUAUUCUUCACAAGAACAUUACCUUUCACUGUGACUUGUCAGAGUCUGAGUCAGACUAAUGUUAUUUUACAGAUAUAUCUAAUUUUUGUAUACAGCGGACUUGUACAUUUUACUUGAAGCUUGCUACGUUUUGUGUAGGUACACUUUGUAAAUUCAAAAUUAUAGUAAGUCCAAUGGACCAACCCUGUGCUCAUGCAGUUACCAGUUGAUGAAGAAAUUACAGAUUUACUUUCUAUGCUCUAGCAUCGGUAGUGACAUUUGUACAUGGACAUCAAAAAACUACAUUUAGUUUUUUAAAAAAGUAUGAUGAUGGAGGUUUUUAUAUACAUAUAAAUAAAUAAAAAUGUAUAUGUAUAAUUUAAGAAGUCAGAUAAGAGUAAACGGUUGGUGAAAUAUUGUUUUUCGUGUCAUCAUUGAAUUAAACUGUGAUUAUGUGUAUAAUAAGGUGAGAGGUUUGUAAAGACUAAGUAUUUUGAAACUAUACAAUAUUGAAUGUAUUCUGUGUAUAAUGUUAAUGAAAUAUAGUAUUGUAUUUUUGUUAAAAGAGUUAAAUAAGACUUUUGAACCUAUUGUGAAGCCGAGAACAUUACUUAGAAUAGUAUAUUUUUAUAGUUGAGACUUUAAUGUAACAAAGAAAUGCAUAAAAGCUGUUUGGGUUUACUUGUGCUGAAGCACAAUAUUCUUUGUUUCAAGGACAUCCUUUAAUUACUAUGCACGUAGUUAGAAGUAAUUAACUUUUUGUUUUCCAGGAUGCUUUACAUCUGUACAAUUCUUUAAUAAUGCACUUAGUAUUUUUCAACAGUUUUUACUUAACUAUUUUCGUUGUCUUUCAAUGUCAAGACAAGCUUUCUGGUUUGCCAAUUCUUCUGAAUGACAGUAAAGUUAAUUCAGAUAAAAUAAUAAUUAUAAUUAAUAAUCAGUAUUAGAAAUAAAUAAUAUUACGUUAUUAAUCCCUAACCUAAUUCUGAUUUGUAAAGGACUUAAAUAAAAUUUAUAAGAAUUACAAUCCACUUAAUGUAAUUCAUACCAAAAUAUUUGUUCAUGAAAUUGAUGACAUCAUUCGUGCCUCGACCACUACUAUGUCUGUUGUAUUCCAGCGGGCUUGAUGAACCCUGGUAUUGGGUGAAAAGUCUCAUCAGCACUGGAUAUGACAUAUUAUUACAUGUUUGUAAUUUCUUUCACUCGUAAGUUCUUUGAAUGAUAAAGGAAAAUGUUUAGUUUGUCUGUAUGUGUAUAGGUUUUCAUACAAGCAUAAAAAUACUACAGUUCAAGUCUAGGUAGUAGACUUUUAGAUGUAAAUGACUACCCAUAUUUAUUCAGUAAUUUCAAAUACAACAAUAUACAAACAUUGCUAUGUUGGUGAUUUUGUUAUGCAUUGUAAAUGACUACCUAUAUUCAUUCAGUAAUUUCAAAUACAACAAUGUACAAACGUUGCUAUGUUGGUGAUUUUGUUAUGCAUUGUAAAUGACUACCUAUAUUCAUUCAGUAAUUAUAAAUACAACAAUGUACAAACAUUGCCAUGUUGGUGAUUUUGUUAUGCAUUGUAAAUGACUACCAUAUUCAUUCAGUAAUUAUAAAUACAACAAUGUACAAACAUUGCCAUGUUGGUGAUUUUGUUAUGCAUGGCAGUGUUUCUCAGAAAUGUAGUCUUUUUCUCUGUUGCAUAAAAUGAAAUGCUAUUGAUUUUAAAUCAAAAGUAUACAAAUUCAUAAUUGCAUAAAUAGAUCUUAAAUUACCUUACAUGUUAUCAUUAUUCUUUAUGUCCUCAGAAUUAAUUUAAUUUUUUAAUUCUGAAGUGAUUUAGUCAGAAUUCGCUGUUGCACAGUAUAUUCUUUCCUUAUUUGGGUUAUACCAAAUAGAAUACAUUUAAAGAAUGAUCUUAUGCACAAGCAUGCAGUUGUUAAUAAUUUGUAAGGCUGAGGGUUGUAAAAUGGAAAAAUUUUUUAGUGUUUUUGUAGCUUAUAAUAAUUACUUCUUGAGGUGUGUAUGUGGAAAAAUAGUAAAAUAACAGUAGCUCCAAAACAUUGAAUUACUGUUUAAUAUAUAUGCAUGAUAUAUUUAGAUAGGUAUAUAAAAUCUUCAGAGAUAUCAGUACAGAUAAUAUUUACUUAUAUAUAUAAGCAAUAAAUAGGGAUAAAUAUUAAUUCAAGAUAUCUUUCUCUCCCAGUGUUCUUUUGAAUGUUGGAUAUGUUACAAAAAACUCAACUUGUGUAUGUGUGCACUAGGACUGUAUUAUCAGUUUCAUUGGGGCUGUAUGCAGCUGGGGAUUUUUAAAGUGAUUUUUCUUUAUUUUAUAAAAGCGUUUGGUAGUUUUGAACACCAAAUCUCGAGACACCUAGCUUUCCAUAUUGAAAUAAUGACUAUGUAACUUAAAUUCCAAGCAGAGAUGAGAUUCCAAUGUAUUUUUUAUUUAUGUAUUUCUGAAUUUUUUUAAAAAGGUUAGUGUGUGUGUGUGUGUGUGUGAAACACCAACAACAACAGAAAGUUUUAAGAAUAAACUUUUAAAGAGUUUUCUGAGGCUUGUAGCAAGGAUCUUGCUCAUUUUUUUAAAUAUUUCCCUUUCUUAUUUGAAUACUUCUCCAUAGAAGUAUGGAAACCUCAUCACAGUUUCAUUACUGACACAAAAAACAGCAAAUAAUGUUUAAGACAGUACAAAUUCAUAAAAUUUUGCUAAGGAUUGUGAUGAUUUAGUUAAGGAUAUAAGUAUAAUGAAAGUGAUUGUAAAUGUGUCACACAGAUCUUGUGUUGUAAACGUGUCACAUCAUUAUAGGUCUUAUGACUUUACAUAUAUGUGUAGGUUUUGUUAUUAUCAUGUAUAAUACAUUUGAUAAUUGUACAGAUUUCAUCACUAGUGAGGAAAACAAUUUAUAAAGUUUCUUUUCCGUUUAGGGCGCUCGACUCACAAUCUGAGGGUUGCGGGUUCAAAUCCCCAUCCCACCAAACAUGCUCACCCUUUCAGCCAUGGGGGUGUUA
Limulus polyphemus (Atlantic horseshoe crab) is the source of this 8475-nucleotide messenger RNA. RefSeq names its product zinc finger protein 721-like. NCBI's taxonomy places the organism in Eukaryota, Metazoa, Arthropoda, Merostomata, Xiphosura, Limulidae. Gene Ontology annotation, cellular component: nucleus. Gene Ontology annotation, molecular function: DNA-binding transcription factor activity, RNA polymerase II-specific; RNA polymerase II transcription regulatory region sequence-specific DNA binding. The coding region runs from base 125 to 3787 and encodes 1220 amino acids. The record is from RefSeq and is a predicted model, not a curated record. The transcript is spliced from 3 exons. Gene Ontology annotation, biological process: regulation of transcription by RNA polymerase II.